AUGGCGAACCGGCGGGAGCGAGGGUCCGACAGACGCGUCGUCAAUCUCGCAGUAUCAUCCCACCCAUCCACUGCACCAUACCCUGCCAUAGACCCAUACCCUUCCGCAGCAGCCAAUUCGUUCGUUCUUUCAGUACCGCUUCAAGCAGGAUCCAAGAACGGCACCCAUUCUCCAACCUCUCAAGUCCACCCCACCGCAUCCGAAUCAAGUCCCAACCUUUCGCCUCGACACGCUCUCGCGUCGUCACCCCCGCGCAUCGAUACCUCUAAGAGUUCCACCUCGGAGUCGCACCCUGCCGCGGCUCGCUCUCCGCAUUCGUCGCCGCACCCUCCGGCGUUUUCGAUUAAAGCGACCGUCGCGUCGCUCGUGGGUAGCGUCAACCUGCUCAGCCUGAGCGACAGUUACGCUGCCGGCGACGCGUCGACGAUAUCCGCCGUGUUUCGCGACAAGAAGAAAAAGAUCUUGCAGGAGAAGCAGCAGCAGAAAGGGCUUCUGCUCCUCUCUCCGACGCGCGAAGACUCACCCUCUCAGGCGCCCUCAGGUGUUACUUCAGGUGCUCCUUCAGGUGUCAUUUACAGUAAAACCGAGCCUUCACCUGAGCGGGCUGUACCGGGUGCGCAAUCGCUGACCCUUCUCAGCCUGAGCGACAGCUACGCUGCCGGCGACGCGUCGACGAUAUCCGCCGUGUUUCGCGAGAAGAAGAAGAAGAUUCUGCAGGAAAAGCAGCAGAAUGGUUUCCCUCUCUCCCCUACACGAGACGACGAGCCGACUGCUGUUGAUGCUGCUGGUGGUGCUGGUGCUACUGCUGCUGCUGCUGCUGCUGCUGCUGCUGCUGCUGCUGCUGCUCAAUCGCCUCAUUUUGAAACGGCUCAACGGUCCCCUCCUCGAAGCGCAUGGUCGGGAAUCUCCAACGCCGUGCACCCGGAAACUCUGGCGGAAGUUCCCACGUGGCAUACUCAUCAGCUUCAAGGUGGUCCGUCUGACGUGGACGCGGACGCGUCGACGAUCUCCUUAGUUUUCCGGGAUAUGCGGCACAAGGCGCGGCAAGAGCGAGAAGCAAAGGAGGCUGGAGGCGACGGUGCGGGGAAGGCUGCAGGGAAUGCGGUGGGAGGAGCAGGAAUAGAGAGGGGAGUAGGGGGUGGAUUAAAAGGCGAGUUUGAGGCGUCGUUUGGAGCGUCGCACCCGCCUCAAUCCACGGCGCAUGGUACGGCGCAGGAAGGAGCCCAGGCGACGGGGGUAGGCGCGGCGGAAGCGGAGGGGGCGGAGGCGGCGGAGGGGGCGGGUGGGGCGGAGGGGGCGGAGGGGGCACAGGCGGAGGUGAUCGACGAGGACGUGUUGCACGCGUGUGUGGAUCCCGCGUACGCGGACCCGCGGCGGCAGUUCAUGUCCAACCCCACGUGCUCGCUGGACGAGGCGUUUGAUGCCAUCCUGCAGAACAUGGAUAGCGGUCCAUUGGGGGCUGACGCGCGAGCUACAGCUCAGGCUAGCCUGCAGUCACCAACAGGGCAGCAGAGCUCGGCGAAGCAUGGAUGGGGAUGA
Molecule: messenger RNA, 1539 nt
Organism: Closterium sp. Yama58-4
Lineage: Eukaryota; Viridiplantae; Streptophyta; Zygnematophyceae; Desmidiales; Closteriaceae
Source: the annotation of a GenBank genome assembly